UUUUUUUUUUUUUUCUAUCCCUCUCUAUUAUCUAACCAUGUCAGACGUUGCGGCCCUGGAGGCUGAGGUCAAGGAAUUCAAGCUUCAGCUUGAAACCGUUCAAUCGAGUUUGCAGGUAGACCCAGAUAACACGGAACUACAAAGUCUCAAGGCUGAGCUGGAAGAACUUAUAAACCUCACUGCAACAUCCAUCGCCGAACUCAAACCGGCCGCACCCCCCGCAAGAUCCUCUUCCUCUCUACCAGCGAAGGCGAAAGACGCGAGAGAAGACUACCCCCCCAAAUCCAGUUUCCGUGCUCCCACAGUCGAACAAGUCGAGGAACCCUCCGCCCCGGUCUCCUUUUCCGUUAAUGAACAUGUGCUGGCGCGCUGGGUCUCGGGAGACAACUCCUUCUAUCCAGCUCGCAUCACCUCCAUCACCGGUUCAUCUAGCAACCCCGUGUAUAUUGUCUCGUUCAAGUCAUACGGAACGGUGGAAUCUCUAACCGCAAAAGACCUUAAACCCAUUUCCAACGGUGAAUCGCGAAAGCGCAAGGCUGAUGGAAGCCCAGGCAGUUCUUCAUCCCAGUCCCCCGCUCCCCAACCUCCCCACGCCAGCGUGAUUUCUGCCGCAGCGGACAUAAACCCAGCAUUGGCAAACCAGGCGCGGAAAGAGCCGAGCAAGGUUGGCGAUGGACCCCCACGUCCUACGAAAGCACCUCGCAAGGUCAAGGCUUCAAAGGAGCUCGAGGAGGGUAAGAUGAAAUGGAAGGAUUUUGCCAGCAAAAGCAAGUAUGGGCGAAAGGAAAGCAUGUUCCGGACUGGAGAAGGGUUGAACGCCCGAGUGGGUUUUACCGGAUCCGGACAGCAGAUGCGCAAAGACCCCACCCGAACACGACAUGUUUAUCAACAAGGCGAAGAAGAGGGUUAUUAAAGCUUCGGCAAUGGUCCCGCAUCAGGGUGCCCGUUAUGACUUACGGCCCGCCUUUUUUUUUUUUUUUU
Aspergillus ochraceoroseus IBT 24754 is the source of this 981-nucleotide messenger RNA. RefSeq names its product tudor domain-containing protein. NCBI's taxonomy places the organism in Eukaryota, Fungi, Ascomycota, Eurotiomycetes, Eurotiales, Aspergillaceae. Bases 38 to 913 code for a protein of 291 amino acids. The record is from RefSeq and is a predicted model, not a curated record. The transcript has 3 exons. Gene Ontology annotation, biological process: negative regulation of DNA-templated transcription. Gene Ontology annotation, molecular function: DNA-binding transcription factor activity.